Molossus molossus (Pallas's mastiff bat) is the source of this 823-nucleotide messenger RNA. It is a transcript of the gene CUNH9orf152, whose product is annotated as chromosome unknown C9orf152 homolog. The coding region runs from base 1 to 720 and encodes 239 amino acids. The record is from RefSeq and is a predicted model, not a curated record. Lineage: Eukaryota; Metazoa; Chordata; Mammalia; Chiroptera; Molossidae. The transcript has 2 exons.
AUGAAAGGGUUGCUCUGUCCCUGCCCCGGCCGGUGCCCUGCCCAUUUCUGGCAGCUGGGGUCUUGCUUCAUGGCUGAGGGCUCCGGGGCGCAGGCCCUGGGGAAAGGGCCCCCACUCAGCAUCCAGCUCCUGCGAGCCCAGUACGAAGGCUCGAGGCAGCAGCAGAGGGCCCACCUCGUGGUGCUUCCCAAAGGGGGGAACGCACCUGCUCCUGCUGAGUCCAUGGUCAGUGCAGUUUGGAUUAACAAGGAGAGGAGGCGUGCACCGCCCCAGAGCGCAGUGGGCCCCGAGGCGGCAGGGAUGCUGGCGGAGGCGGACAGAGGCUGUCUGAAGGUCCCCAGGUCUCCGUGGCACACGCACCUACAGAUGCACUGCUCCGUCCAGACCUCCCCCCAGGAAACCAGUCCUCAAGCAAAACACAAGGGCAAGUUCACAGGGGCGGAGCAAAGGCUUCCUCAGGAAAGAGACUCAGGCUUGUUUGAAAAUAAGCAAGUGACUCAGCAAGGGACCAUGGUCCCAGAGGCAGCCCAGCAGGAAUGCCAGGGGGGCAAGCCCCAAACAAAGGCAGGGGGGUGCGGCUUAAACAAUGGCGUUCAGUGCCCUUCUCCCGUGAAGAGCCCACGCAGGUCUGGAAAACCAGCUCACUAUCCAUUUCCCCAGAGGAAAACUCCUAGGAUCUCCCAAGCUGCCAGGAACCUGGGCUUAUACGGCCCAGCCUGAGGCUCUCUACUCGGUCAGAUGUCCCAGCCUUGAGGCCAUGUAUGGUGUCAUUGAAGAACUCAGGAGACAGAGCCACAGUGACAGCCUCUAGUUAUGAGCAGAA